Messenger RNA from Meloidogyne enterolobii, 2422 nucleotides. The record is from the annotation of a GenBank genome assembly. NCBI's taxonomy places the organism in Eukaryota, Metazoa, Nematoda, Chromadorea, Rhabditida, Meloidogynidae.
UGAAAAACAAAAAGAAUUUAAAAAUGAUAAAGAAAAUAAUAAUAAUGAAGAGGAAGAAGAAGAAGCGGAGGAGGAUGAUGAUUGGCCGGCAAUGCCGAUGUUUAAAUCUAACUUGAGGAAACCUGUAAAUUUAAAAUCAAAAGUUGAAGAUGGAGGAAAUAAAAAAGAAGAAAAUAAUUAUUUAAAUAAUUCGUUAAAUCUGAGAAAUAAUUUAACUGAAAAUAUUUCUACAAUAUUCAAUUCAAUUGACGAAAAUAACAAUUUAACUGUUCCUAAAUUAAAUAAUGAACAAAAAAGUACUACGAAUAAAGAAAAAAUAUUUAAUAAACUAAUAACGGAAACUUUACAACCAACAACAAAAAUAUCAAGAUUGGAUGAAGCUACAACAACAGGGAUGAAUGAAAGGAAUUUGCAGCCUUUGGGUAAUUCUACUUCUGUAAUAGAAACAUCAAAACAUAAAACAUCAGGCACUCCAAAGAUAUCAAAUUUGUCUACAACAUCGGCAUCUCCAAGCAAUAAAGAAUUUACAAACACACCAUUCACAACCGCUUCGACCCAUAAAGUAACAACACUUUCUAGUACUAAAUUGGAAGUUAAUGUAAAUAAUCUUUCUUCUGUUUAUCCAUCUGAACCUCUUCAAAACUCGCCUAAUUACCCCUCAACAACAAUCUCCAAAAGAACUACUCGAUCAACCAGAUCCUCACAAAAUUUUACAACAAUAACACCUUCCGGCAGUAAAGGCAAUUGGCGUUCUUCUAUUUCCCCGUUUCCGUGGUACUUUGUUGCUAUUGGCGGUUUCCUCUUUGCUUCAAUUAUUUUUAUUUUUGUUUUCAUGACUGUCAGAGGAUUUAGACAGAUAUUUACAAAAAGAACAACUCAGAAUUCAGCUUCAACAAUUGAAAAAAGCAACACAAGUGAAUCUAUGAUUCCAAUGAUAAAUCACAAAAAAAGAAAAACAAAUAAAAUUAUUAAAUCAAAAUUAAUAAAAACUGAAGGAGCAACAAAAAAUGAAACAAAAAGUCCUAAAACAAAAAAUAAAAAUGAAUCAGUAAAUUCUGAAUGUACUAUAAUGAAUGAGGAAGACAGUGAAAGAUUGGAAUUAAAAGAAGGAAAACAAAUUACAGUCAUUGACCCUCUAUUAAAUCAGUCAGAAUUACUUGCCCAUUUAUUUAUAUCACGUAAUUUAACCCUCAAAUUUGAAUUAUUACAAAAGAAUGGAACAGAAGCUAAUUUAUUUUCAAUCAGUGAAAGAGACAGUAACAAAUCUUUCCGUAUUUCUACAUCAACAACAAAGAAAACAAUACUUUUGGAAUUUAUAUCAAAUAUCGAUGCUGGGAGAGUUAAACGAUUAGAAAUUUUAAGUCAAUCUCUUGAGGAUUAUUCUAAUUUUCAUCUUUUCCAUAUAAUAUUUAACGGUCCAUGGCUGACAAUUGCAGAAGAUUGUAAACAAUUAAUUAAAAUACAAGAGGAUCUAAACGAUCAUUUAAUGUACGAAAUGCAAAUUGAUUCAUUAAUUACAACAAUUGGUGAAAAUUAUGGUGAAGGAAAGAUAAUAAAAAAUAAUGAAAAUAAUAAUUCACCGAACAUUGUUUUGAGGGAGUUUACAGCUGAUAUAGCCAUUCCGCUGGAGAUGCAAUGUCCAAAAUUACAAAUAAGAUCAGAGAGAGAUGAAAAAACAUCUGAAAUAAGUGAAAUCUAUCAGAAAAUGCAAGAAAUUAAUCUUAAAUUUUCACACAUUGAGCAACAAAUAUAUCAAAUAGAAAUGUAUCAACGUGGUUGUCCAAUUUUAGAUGCCAAUGGAAAAACAACAAUUAUAGCUUCGGGUUCUCUUAUUCAAAAUUACACAGAAUGUAGUGAAUGUCAGUGCGAUUAUGAAGGAAAUUUGUAUUGCAAGCCAAUGGGUUGUCUGUUUUUGAAUUGUGCUUAUCCAUUGACACCACUUCCUGGGCAAUGCUGCCCUCAAUGUGGAAAACGGUGCUUAUUCAAUGGACGCUUUUACGAAAGUGGAGAACACUUUUCGCCAAAGACUUGCACAUACUGUUCUUGUAAGGAUGGUAGAGUGGAAUGUUCUUUUAAAUUUCCCACUCAUUGCCCUCGACUUGAUUGUAGAGAUCAAGAAACACCUCCCGGUGAAUGUUGUCCAGUUUGCAGCAACAUUGAUCAUUGCAGAUUUAAAUCAUGUUCACCAAAUGCAACUUGCCAAUCUGGGAAGUACUCUGCUGUUUGUCGUUAUAUUGAUGAAUGUUUAAUGAAAGAUAAUACAAAUAUUGAAAAGAAAGGAGAGUGUGGAAGAGGCACUUUUUGUAUUAAUUUACCCGGAUCAUUUCUUUGUAAAUGUUUACCAGGAUUCAGUCCUAUAUUGGAUGAUAAAUCAGAAAAUUUGACGAAAAGUUGUUUUGAUUUAAAAAAGGCAUUUAAUUAA